Carlito syrichta (Philippine tarsier) is the source of this 1086-nucleotide messenger RNA. RefSeq names its product immunoglobulin superfamily member 5 (gene IGSF5). NCBI's taxonomy places the organism in Eukaryota, Metazoa, Chordata, Mammalia, Primates, Tarsiidae. The record is from RefSeq and is a predicted model, not a curated record. The transcript has 8 exons. Gene Ontology annotation, biological process: cell-cell adhesion. The coding region runs from base 1 to 1086 and encodes 361 amino acids.
AUGUGUCUUUCCAAAGACAUCAGAGAAACAAAGGUGUGGAAACCCACUGGAUAUUUCGAUGAAUACCCAGUAAUACGCUUAAAUGUCAAAUGUGAGGAAGAACAUGCAGAGAUGCAGGGAAACCAGAAAGACAUCCUGACUGUGCUGGCUGUCCUGGCUGGGCUGGCAGUUUUUUCUGGAUCCAGUUAUCAAAUCAUAGAAGGUCCCAAGAACAUGACAGUCUUGCAGGGCUCUGAGGCUCACUUCAAUUGCACUGUCUCUGAGGGCUGGAAGCUGAUCAUGUGGUCUCUCAACAACAUAGUGGUGCUGAGCAUCACACCCAAGGAGCCCAUCAUCACCAAUGACCGUAUCACCUCUGAGAGCUAUGAUGUGGGUGGUAACAUCAUCUCUGAGAUGAUAAUACAUGAUGUGCAACUCAGUGAUUCAGGGCAUGUCAUAUGCAGCCUCCAGAACAGUGAACUGGUUGGAUCUGCUUUCCUUGUGGUCCAAGUUAUGGGGAAAUUGUUCCUUCCCAGUGACAGUCUGAUAGUCACUGAGGAUGAACCUUGUAAUGUUACUUGUCGAGCAUCAGGCUGGUCCCCACUCCCGAAUAUUUCCUGGGAAAUCCAUGUCCCAGUCAGCCAUUCAAGCUAUUAUUUCAUUCCGGAGCCCGACGACCUUCAAAGUGCAGUGAGCAUCCUGGCUCUGACCCCACAGGGCAAUGGGACUUUGACUUGUGUGGCUGUCCUGGAGAGUCUGCAGGCCCACAAAUCUGCAACUGUAAACCUUACUGUGAUUCAGCCUCCCCUGGAAUCUAAUUAUCAAAGUGAAAUAGGGAAAUCUGCGCAUGUGAAGACAAACAAAGAAACCUCUGAGACAAAGUCAAAAAGUGGAAAUGAAAACUAUGGGUUCAGUUUAGAGAAACCAAGGACCUCAGAGAUUGCUUCUCUCCCUCCCACGUCCUCUGAAUUCAGCAUUUGGGAACAAAACAGCAGUCUCCAUCCCUAUCAGGAAGCUAAUCAAUGUCUGCCCAGGCCAGCAAGUCGUCCACAGGUCUCUUUUAAUUUGGCCAGUUCUAAGAAGGUCAGAAGUAUUACUUUAGUAUAG